This is a messenger RNA of Paramuricea clavata, 4344 nucleotides long. The record is from the annotation of a GenBank genome assembly. NCBI's taxonomy places the organism in Eukaryota, Metazoa, Cnidaria, Anthozoa, Malacalcyonacea, Plexauridae.
AUGGUACAGACCAUAUGGGAAAAUAAGAUCUCUCCAUCACUGUUAAGCGAUGUAUGUGGGCAAACAGUUAUUAUCGGACUUGGCCGACUUGGAAAAGUCUCCCUGUUGAAGCAUGGAUUUCGAAAGACUCGUAUGAGCCUCUCCAGAUGGUCAAAACAUGGCCAAACUACACUACUGGUGGCCGGACAUGAUCCUCCUAUUGACAUUACCAUGUAUCUGGACAUAUCUAUUAAUCCUGGCCCACAAUUGUCGAAUACGAUCGAAACUAUAAUCACAAACAGAACAGAAUCUACGCCAAGAAAUCGAUUUCGCCAUUAUUCAAAUUUAGUGCAAAUUCUGGCUGCACCGGCUAUUGUUUAUAACAAUACAGCGCAACUAAUUAAGUGUUGCGUAUUGAACGCUCAAUCACUUAGAAACAAAGGUCCUGAAUUUGUUGACUAUAUUUGUGAUUCGGAAAUCGAUAUUGCCGUUAUUACUGAAACUUGGCUGAAAUCUGCUGAUGCUGCUGCUAAAAUCGCUGCCACACCAACUGGAUAUCGCUUGUUUAACCAUCCUCGCCCACAUAGAAUUGGUGGUGGCACUGGCAUCUUAGCGCGGGACUCACUUGUAAUUAAACCAGCAAGAGCGGGUAUAUUCAACUCUUUUGAGUAUUCAGAGUAUAUUAUUGUUUCUGGCUCAUCUCGCGUACGCCUUGUUGUAAUCUAUAGGCCUCCUUACUCGUUCAAUCACCCGGCUACUGUGAAUAUGUUUAUCACUGAAUUCGCUGACUUUCUGGAAUCUGUUGUCAUGACGAUCGAGCCGCUUCUGAUAGCCGGUGAUUUUAAUAUCCAUGUCAACAAGCAGUUGGAUAACGAUUGUGGUAGUUUUCUCGAUCUCCUUUCAUCAAUGGGCUUACAGCAACACAUUAAUUUCCCCACGCAUACUUCUGGUAACACUUUAGAUCUGCUGGUAACCCGAACUUUGGAUUCUGAUAUCAUAAAGGAAAUCCAACCUGAUAUCUAUUUUUCUGACCAUUGUUCCAUAUUAUUCUCCAUAAACAUCUCCAAACCGCGACUGUCAAGGAAGAAGGUAACUUUUAGGAAAACGAAAGCUAUUAAUACAACCACAUUCGUGGCGGAUCUGUCUGCUACUAAAUUGUGUCAGCACCCUCCAUCUGAGCUAGACAAGCUAGUAGAUUGCUAUAAUACCACACUAACAGAUUUAUUGGAUCACCAUGCUCCUCUCAAAACCAAGACUGUUACGGUUAGACCUCAAGUGCCUUGGUAUUCGGAGGAAGUUUGUGUAGCGAAGAGAGAGCGUCGACGAGCUGAAAGGAAAUGGAGGUCUUCUGGGACUGCUGCUGACUUUGAGUCAUUCAAGAGGAAAAAAAAUCGUGUAACUCAUUUGCUAAGAGUAGCUAAAUCGGAAUUUCUCACUGACUUCAUUGAUCAGAAUGCGGACAAUCAAGGCAAAUUAUUUCGAGCUGUGAAAGACCUUUUGGUUGAGAAGAACACGCUAUGUUUCUCUGACUAUACGGAUACGACAGCACUGGUAAACGAGUUAGGGAUGUAUUUUGUACAGAAAGUUAUUCGGAUUCGAGAUGAGCUCGAUUUGGGUAUCGCGACUAUGAACGAUGUCCCGGAUUAUAGUGGCACUAUACCUGACCCACCGGCUCCAUCUGUUUUUGAAUCAUUUGCGUUGUUGACGGAGGACAAUGUGCGCAUGCUCAUUGCCAACUCUAAAUCCACAUCGUGCUGUCUUGAUCCUGUCCCCACGCCUCUACUAAAAUCAUGUAUCGAGUCUCUUAUACCAGUGAUCACUAAAAUAAUUAACACCUCAUUGGAAUCAGGAGUUUUCCCUGAGGACUGGAAAGUGGCCGUAGUCAAACCAUUGUUAAAGAAACUGGGCCUUGACCCGCUGUUUAUGAACUUGCGUCCUGUUAGUAACUUAGCUUAUAUCUCUAAGCUCAUUGAGCGUGCUGUAUUUAAUCAGAUUUAUGACCACUUGGUUCAGUCAGGUCUUUAUCCUCUACUACAAUCAGCUUAUCGUCAGUACCAUAGCACAGAGACAGCGCUACUCAAGGUUGCUAACGAUAUUCUUAUGAAUAUGAACUCGCAACGCGUUACGUUACUUGUCCUUUUGGAUUUAAGUGCUGCGUUCGAUACAGUGGAUCAUGAGAUUUUACUGUCACGCUUGUCUUCGAGUUUUGGUAUUCGGGGAAAGGCUCUAGAGUGGUUUUCUUCAUAUUUGUCAGGGCGUAGCCAGCGCAUCGUGUUUGACGGAGUUACAUCAGACAGCUGUGAUGUGCGCUUUGGGGUCCCACAAGGGAGUUGCCUUGGUCCGCUUCUCUUUGUUAUGUACGCUUCAAAGCUUUUUGAGAUUGUUCAAGCACACCUCCCUGAUGCCCAUGGUUUGCCGAUGAUACGCAAUUAUACCUGUCAUUCAAUCCUAAUAAUCCCGCUCAUCAAACGGAGGCGGUGUCUACCAUGGAGGGAUGUAUUAGUGACUUGAGAAAAUGGAUGUAUCAGGACAAGCUAAAGUUAAAUGACGAUAAAACUGAAUUUCUUAUCAUCGGAUCUAGACAACAGAUUUUGAAAGUUAACCCAUUCGCGUUGGCAAUACCGAGAUCAAGCAAGUUUCGGAAGCGCGUAAUCUGGGCUCUUGGUUUGAUUCAAAUUUAUCCAUGUCCACCCAUAUUUCAAGUCUUGUGGUGCUACAUUUUGCUGGCUACAUAAAAUCAAGCGCAUCAGUAAAUUCUUUGCAAAGGAUCAAUUAGAAAUGAUCUUGCAUGCCUUUGUUACAAGUAGAAUUAACUAUUGCAACGGACUUCUCUAUGGAUUGCCGGCCUGUGACAUAGUUAAAUUACAGCGAGUUCAGAACGCUGGGGCAGGGUGCUAACGUCUACUACCAAGUACAGCCAUAUUACGCCUGUUUUACAGGAACUACGUACACUGGUUGCCAGUUAGGUUUAGGAUUCAUUUUAAGAUUUUACUUUUAACUUUCAAAGCUCUUAACGGCUUGGCGCCAGAUUAUAUUAGGGAACUUAUUAAGAUAAGGAAACAUGAACGUUACUCGCUCCGUUCCAAUUCGGGUAUUAUCAUCUCACAUCCAGUGGGGAAGAUGUUAAAAUCAUUCGGAGACAGAUCUUUUAGUGUGGCUGCGCCAACACACUGGAAUGCACUUCCUGUUAGCCUUCGGAGUAUCAGUUCUCUUUCAAUUUUUAAAUCCUCUCUGAAAACAUAUCUUUUUAAGCUAGCUUUUAGCCUCCAUUAAAUGUAUAUAUUUAAGAUUAUUAAUAGUCGCAUGUAUAAUAGAGUGUAUUGUAAUGCGCUUUUGAUCAUUGUAUGUAAAAAGCGCAAUAUAAAUUAUUAAAUUAUUAUUAUUAUUAUGAGCGUCAAGAAUGAUUUUAGCGGCUGUGUUGUGCAGAACUUGAAGGCUGUUCAUCAGGACAGAGAUGUUUUUAUCACCCCACACAAAAUCAGCGUAGUCAAAGAUCGGCAUGAUCAGGCUAUAAUGUCACAGUUAUUAAUAAUAAAGUAGGAUAUAUAGUGUAAACCUUCACUUGACGUAGCAGAUAUAGUGCGACUUGAACUAAACGGUGUUUAAGUUAAUCCUCUAGUACAAAAUAGAAAUUUUUACAAACACUCUUGUCGGAAUUGUGCCUAUAUAUAGCAUCUUCUGGAAUAAUUUGCAGAGGUUUUUAGGGCAUUACGUACAAUUGUUUUACUUUGGAUGAAUUGCAUGGCAGCUUUCGGGAUGAUGUUCAGGCGGAAUGUUGAUGUGUUCUAUCUGCGUGAUUAAAUUAUAAAACGCAGCAUCAAACUCUUCUUUAUUUGUGUAUCAUUUCUAUUUACAGAAAUCGCUGAUCUACAAAUAAGACUGAAUGGCUCAGGUAAUAACAUCAGUGGACGAGUGGAGAUCUUCAAUCCAAACUUCGGCUGGGGUACAGUCUGUGAUGAUUCCUGGGAUAUUACCGACAGUGAUGUUGUCUGCCGUCAGCUGGGUUUCACUGGAGCGAAUGCGAAAAGAAAUCGAGCUUAUUAUGGUGAAGGAAGUGGUCCUAUCUUACUUGAUGAUAUUGGAUGCAAUGGUAAGGAAUCAUACAUUUGGGAUUGCUCUCAUGGUGGAUGGAAUAAAACCAACUGUAGACAUUCGAGAGAUGCAGGUGUGGAAUGUUUGUGCAAGAAAGGUUGCACUUUUGAUGGAGCGAAAUGUGUUGGUAUGUAUCUUCUUAUGUACCUAGCAUUUAAAAAAUAUCUGUACGUUAAUCACUGCACAAAUGUCAUAAUUAUUGUUUCUGUAUUUCAUCAUGAUUUCUUUCCGGUUAAUCAGACGUUCCCGUUUCACAAGAUAUUCACGUCGUGA